UCUAUAUCAAGCCUGACGAAGCUUUCUUUUACAAGAGGAGCUUUAGACCGUUCAAAUCUAGAUCUUACUCCUUCAAAAUCUUUGUAUUAUCUCCCUUAACUACUUGCUUGGUCUAUCAUGGCUUCUCAACUCCUUCCCCUCGAGCUGAUCGACAAGUGUGUCGGAUCCAGAAUCUGGGUCAUCAUGAAGAAUGACAAAGAAUUCGCUGGCACUUUGCUCGGCUUCGAUGACUACGUCAAUAUGGUCUUGGAAGACGUUACUGAAUUCGACUACACCGGCACCCAGGUUAAGCUCCCCAAGAUCUUGCUAAAUGGAAACAAUGUCUGCAUGUUGAUCCCUGGUGGCGAAGGGCCAGUUAGUAGCGCUUAGCGCCUGAUAUCCCAUGCUGUUUGUUUCUGUUUUGAAGAGAAAAAAGAAUUCGCUUUGAUGAGCAAUGAUAUCUUAUAGAAUUUACUAUAAUAGGGAAACCAAUAUUGUUUUUGUUUCUUUAGCCCUUACUUGUCCUGUUUUGAGUCAGGGGGUUGGGUUAGGUUGGGCUGUUU
This is a messenger RNA of Aspergillus alliaceus, 542 nucleotides long. Its product is annotated as RNA-binding protein LSM5. The transcript is spliced from 6 exons. Gene Ontology annotation, molecular function: RNA binding. The record is from RefSeq and is a predicted model, not a curated record. The coding region runs from base 118 to 369 and encodes 83 amino acids. NCBI's taxonomy places the organism in Eukaryota, Fungi, Ascomycota, Eurotiomycetes, Eurotiales, Aspergillaceae. Gene Ontology annotation, biological process: mRNA splicing, via spliceosome. Gene Ontology annotation, cellular component: Lsm1-7-Pat1 complex; U4/U6 x U5 tri-snRNP complex; U6 snRNP.